Molecule: messenger RNA, 345 nt
Organism: Phanerochaete carnosa HHB-10118-sp
Lineage: Eukaryota; Fungi; Basidiomycota; Agaricomycetes; Polyporales; Phanerochaetaceae
Exons: 1
Coding region: 1-345 (114 amino acids)
Source: RefSeq, a predicted model, not a curated record
AUGACGAGCUGUUUUGUGAAAAGGGCAAACGAAAAGCACCCUGAAUGUCCUGGAUCCUGCCAACUCGGCGCCGUCGUUGACUCUAUCUCUUCUUCUGCGUCAACAUUCGUAACAGGAGAGUUCAGCACAGUCUCUACGCCCUUCUACAUCGUGAGUAGUUAUGAAAUCGCACUGGAUUCUCUCGCGCUGACACAUCCUCGCAAUUUCCUAAUCGUCAUUUUCGUCAGUGUCGCCUCGGCAUUCCUAGCUCUGUCUCCGCAUCUCGUUGUUCUUGAUGAUGGCACGAUCGUCAAGCUCGCCAGCAUGCCCAAGGUCGUCACCAUCGAUGCUGGACUCUCGCGGUAG